AUGAGCUCCAGCCAGCCAGGGACCUGCCCGUGCCAGCAUGCUGCAGGCCGCCCAACCAUUCUGUAUGCACUUCUGAGCCCCAGCGUCAGGGACUGGCCCUCUGUGCCCCCAGCCCGUGGCCGCUGCCUGUGCAGGCAGCACCGGCCCGUCCGGCUGUGUACUCCCCAUCGCACCUGCCGGGAGGCCUUGGAUGUUCUGGCCAAGACGUUGGCCUUCCUCAGGAACCUGCCGUCCUUCUGCCAGCUGCCCCCCCAGGAUCAGCGACAGCUGCUGCGGUGCUGCUGGGGCCCCCUCUUCCUGCUUGGGUUGGCCCAAGACAUUGUGACCUUCGAGGUGGCUGAGCUCCCAGUUCCCAGCAUACUCAAGAAGAUCCUGCUGGAGGAGCCCAGCGGUGCAGGCAACGGCCAGGUGCCGGGUCGGCCCCAGCCCUCACUGGCUGCGGUGCAGUGGCUUCAGUGCUGCCUGGAGUCCUUCUGGAGUCUGGAGCUGGGCCCCAAGGAAUAUGCCUACCUGAAAGGGACCAUCCUCUUCAACCCUGACGUGCCAGGCCUCCACGCCUCCACCCACAUCGGGCACCUGCAGCAGGAGGCGCACCAGGCCCUAUGGGAGGUCCUGGAGCCCUGGUGCCCAGCAGGCCAAAGCCGCCUGGCUCGUGUCCUCCUCACGGCCUCCACCCUCAAGUCUGUUCCACCCAGCCUGCUUGGAGACCUGUUCUUUCACCCUGUCAUUGGAGACGUUGACAUCGCUGGCCUCCUCGAAGACAUGCUUUUGCUGAGGUGA
Molecule: messenger RNA, 780 nt
Organism: Lipotes vexillifer (Yangtze River dolphin)
Lineage: Eukaryota; Metazoa; Chordata; Mammalia; Artiodactyla; Lipotidae
Gene: NR0B2
Product: nuclear receptor subfamily 0 group B member 2
Exons: 2
Coding region: 1-780 (259 amino acids)
Biological process (GO): circadian rhythm; negative regulation of transcription by RNA polymerase II
Cellular component (GO): cytoplasm; nucleus
Molecular function (GO): transcription corepressor activity; transcription factor binding
Source: RefSeq, a predicted model, not a curated record